CAUUUGUUUUUAGGGAGAGUGGAGGACAAAGAGAAGGACAGAGAAACAUCAAUGUGAGAGAAAGACAUCAAUUGUUUGCCUCAUGCAUUUGCUUGAACCGGGGAGGAGACUGCAAUCAGGGUCGUCAUUUCUACCAGCUCCUUCUGGUGUCUCUCUGUCUGCACAACAGCCAACAAUGGUGAGGUCACUGGCCUUCCAUCUGCUCCACCUCCCCGUCUGCCUCGCCUUGGUCCAGCUGCUCAUGCCCUGCUCAGCUCAGUUUGCUGUGGUUGGACCCCCUAAGCCCAUCCUGGCCAUGGUGGGUGAAGUAGCUGAGCUGCCCUGUCACCUGUCCCCGAAGAUGAAUGCUGAGUCCAUGGAGUUGAUGUGGCUGCGAUCCGGCCUCAGGCUGGUGGUGUGUGCAUAUGCACACGGCAUGGAAGAAAUAGAGAUAGCAGAGUAUCGAGGGAGAACGUCGAUUUUAAGAGAGGACAUCGCUGAGGGGAAGGCUGUCCUGCGGAUUCACAAGGUCAGAGUCUCUGACAGUGGAACCUACCAGUGUUAUUUCCAAGAUGGCGAUUUCCUUGCAAAAGCCCUGGUGGAGCUGAAGGUUGCAGCCCUGGGCUCUGAUCUUCACCUUGAAAUGAAGGACAGUAAAGAUGGGCGGAUUCCUGUGGUGUGCACGUCUGCAGGCUGGUAUCCCAAGCCCCACGUAGAAUGGAGAGGUGACAGGGGAGAGAGCUUGCCCGCCAUGGCAGCGCCUGGGACUGUAGAUGGAGAGGGUCUGUAUGCAGUCACAUCAUCUGUGAUCCUGAAAGCCAUCUCUGUGAAGGGGGUCUCCUGUGUCAUCAGAAACCCCCUGCUCAGUCAGGAGAAGACAGCCAGGGUCUCUAUCACAGGCCCCUUCUUCUCCUACAUGGUGUGGCUCUGGCCGGUGAUCGUGGGGGCGACCCUUGUAGUUCUGCUGGGGAUCCUGGUCGAGGCGGUGUUCUUAUGGUGGCGACAGCAGAAGAGAAUCAAGGCCUUGAGCCAGGAGAAGGCGAGGGAGCGAGCUGAGAAAGAAGCAGCACAGGUGAAGGAGCAGCAGGAGCGAAGCGCCAAAGAGACGCUGCAGGAGGAGCUCAGUGACAGGUCUCAGGCCUAUGCAGACUGGAAGAUGGCCCUUUACCAACCUGCGGACGUGAUUCUGGAUCCCGACACAGCGCACCCCAGCCUCCUUAUUUCUGAGGACCAGAGGAGCUUGAACGUACUAACAAAAGAAAUGCAUAGCCUGCCAGACAACCCCAGGAGAUUUCAGGAUCGUUUCUGUGUGCUGGGCCGUGAGUGCUUCACGUCAGGCAGACACUUCUGGGAGGUGCAGGUGGGGGACAGGAAACAGUGGCAUUUAGGGGUGUGUAGGGAGAACGUGGAGAGAAAACGUGAUGUUAAAAUAUCACCCCAGAAUGGAUUCUGGACAAUAGCACUGUUGGAUGGGCAUGACUUCCAUGCUCGAACGGAUCCCCGGAGCAAACUCACAAUUGUCAACCCUCCUAAAAGAGUGGGGGUUUUCCUGGACUAUGAGAGGGGGGAGGUCUCCUUCUAUGAUGCCAUCGAUGGAUUGCACAUCUUCACCUUCUCACAGGCUCCCUUCUCUGGGCCUCUCUUGCCUCUUUUCAGGAUUUUGUCACAGGAGCCCACUGCCUUGACCAUUUGCCCAGCACUAAAAGGAGUGGGGAGUUCCCUUCUGCCUGACCCACUGCCUGACCCUUCCCUGGAGACCCCAGUGGCCUCAGGCUCAGCUGAUGGCAAUGAGGACCCUCAGGUGGAAGUAAAGUCUUUGCUUCCCCCUGCCCAGCCCUGAGCUGAGGGCCUGCUUAACAGCCAAACCUCACAGCAGGAACAUACUUACUAAAAACUCACUGAGUGAAGCACUUUCCUAGUUAUCUUUCAACUUUUCCACAUGACAGAUGAGGAGACCAGGGUGCAGGAAGUUAAUAACUUUCCAAAGGUUACUCAGCUCCCUUUCUGCAACCAUAGCUCAAUUCACAGGUACUUAAAAGAUGGUGGGUGCUGGGCUAAAUGCUUCAGGUGAAUCUCACUCCCCAAUCCUCACAACACUCCUGUGAGGUGGCCUCAUUGAAAGUGUGGAAAGGGAGGCAGUGCCCAGGGAAGUGACAUAUAAUUCAGGCAGAAACUAGUGCUGCUGAGAGGUGUUUGACCUCUGACCCUCCCUCUACCUCCAGUCUGUUCCUUUGCAGCCAGUUGUUCCUGUUGGGCAGGGUCAUGGGCAGCCUGAGGUUCCCUUCCCAGGGCCCCAGGGAGAAGGUCACUGUAGGUGACUAUGAAGGCCACACCCCACCUGGUUCCUUCAAGGGGGACUGUCAGAGCCAUGGUCCACUGCUCCAUUGGCUGGCUGUCCAUGAUGACGUCGUCCACAGAAUGAAUUCACAGUGACCGCAGCACAGGGUCUGAGAAGGGACUAGAGGCCAAACUCCUAACCAGCUUGAGACCUGUGAUCAUGAAGCUGAACCAACCCUCCAGCUUCAUCCCUAAAGCUCAUGUGUGAGGCAUGAAUUUGGGGGAAGGGAGCCAGGUGAACUGCAGUGGAAGUUUUAUCACACUGUAGCCCAUCUCCGGGAAAGGGACACUCCACGCUGAGCAUGCGCUGAUGUUCCCGGAGGUUCCUGUAACUGCUGGGUCCUGGGGAAAAGCCACUCCAUCACCAUCACUGUGAUUGGUCACCACUGUGUCCCCUCCACCCGGCAGGUGGUGGUCAGGUCACAUUUGUUAAAUAAAUUGGUUAAUGGUCUUCACUCUGCACCUGAGCUUCUUCUAGAUUUUCACCCCCACAGUUUACCCACCACAUUUACACAAAAUCCUUAUUGUAUCAGCUUUGUAAGCUGCUAACAAAAACCACAAAUUUCAUGACCUAAUGCAAUGCAGAUUCCUUACUUCACAUGUCUGUAGUUGGGAAGCCCAGUGUGGCUCUGGCCGGGCUGACAUCCAGGUGUCUGCAGGCUGGCUCCUUUCUGGAGGGUCCAGGAAACAGUCUGUUUCUUGCUAAUUCUGGUUGUUGGCAGAACUGAGUUUCCUGCAGGGGUGGGACCCAGGUUGCCAUUCCUUGCUGGCUGUCAGGAGAAGCUGGGACCCUCCAGGCUGGGAGCAUCCAGAGUUGUUUUCCCAGGAGGCAGAUGUGAGGGAGCAACUCAGGUGAAGGGAAUGGGGAACUGAGUCCAGUCCUGGAAUAACUGGUAGUGGGACUGUUGCUCGUGUGCUGACUGCAGUGUCGAACAUAGAAGGAAAUUCUCGGUCUCCCAGGAAAGCACUUAUGCACAGGUGGGGAAUGUUAUGAAAUGUGCCUUGGACAGAUCUAGAACGAACUCUCCAAAUAUUCAUCUGGAAUAAAAAAAGACCCCGAAUAGCUGCAGCAAUCC
Molecule: messenger RNA, 3392 nt
Organism: Myotis myotis
Lineage: Eukaryota; Metazoa; Chordata; Mammalia; Chiroptera; Vespertilionidae
Gene: BTN3A3
Product: butyrophilin subfamily 3 member A3
Biological process (GO): regulation of cytokine production; T cell receptor signaling pathway
Cellular component (GO): external side of plasma membrane
Molecular function (GO): signaling receptor binding
Source: RefSeq, a predicted model, not a curated record